GUCCGUUUUAUUUUACUUGUAUCUCCUUCUGCUGUCACCGUGAUCAGAGGCGCCUGAACUAUUACUGUUAUGCUCGCCAAACACAUUCGCUGGAUUGCGCUGUUUAAACCGUUGUGCACAAUCAGACGGGAACACGUGCACUUCUCCAUGAAAAGAUGCAGCACUACACUGCGUGUGUGUUUGUUCUCGUUGAGCUGAUGUGCGAGACCAGGAAGAACGGAGAGGAGGAGGCCGGAUGACGUGAAGAUGACUCCGCUUUGAAACAUGGUGCCUAUGAACACCUAACAUACUCACUGCGCCUUCUGGGAGGAGAGGUAAACUGCUACAGUGGUAUAAUGUGGCUGAGCAGGAGGCAUCUGGGCAUUGGACCACUGAGGAGAUGGCAUGGGAAAUGCCAAGGGGUUUCCUCCGAAACCCGCGUCCCUAACCUAUGGCAGGAUGUAAGUCUGAACCAUACUUCAAGUAAAUGCUACAGUAUAAGUUACCAGAGAAGAAAGACCUUUGUUCUGAAUUGGAAACAAUGUUCAGCUCAUUCAUCAUGGAAGCAGCUGGUGGAGGCCCCAGGGUUCUUCUCUGCUGGUUCCAUCUUCCGUCCUUGGGGUUCCAGUGCCGCCGAUACAGACCCUAUUGAGAUCCACAAGGAUCGGUUGACUCUGUGGUUCAGUCAUUUGCCUCAGGAAGAGAAGCAGUUUGGAGGGUACUUUUCUUCAGAGACCAUGCACGUGGAACCACUCAUUCUAGAGAGGAAGCCUGCAGAGAGCAGGGGUGUUCAGAAGGCCCAUAUCUCGUAUUACCCCUCCCUGAGCAUGGAGCAGCUCUUUGAAACCUCAGCUAAAGAUGGUGCUGAGUGUGGGCUCAAUGUGUUAAUGUAUGGAGCUGUUGGGACCGGAAAAAGCACGGCAGUGCGCAAGCUAGUGCUUGACUGGUGUUCUGGCUCCAUCCUCUCCCAAUUUAAAUUGGUGAUUCCCUUCUCCUGUGAAGAUCUCUUUCAGUCAACCAAGCCCACCUCCUUACGCGACCUAGUGGGCAAGAAGUACCUACACCUUCGGCGCACACCGUAUCUCAGUGGAGAAGGCCACCAGGCUCGGGAUGUACUCUUCAUCUUUAAUGGUAUGGAAAGGAUGAAGCUGAACUUUCGCAUUGCGUCCACUGAGCUUUGCAGUGACCCCAACGAGCCUCUUCCUACUUGGGCCAUCAUGGUCAAUCUCCUGAGGAAGUAUCUCCUCCCUGAGGCUAGCAUAUUGGUGACUACCAGAUUGUCAGCUGUGGACCACAUCCCAAAGAAGUAUGUGGACCGCUAUGUGCAGAUUUGUGGAUUCAACAACCCAGACCGGCAGAGGUCAUACUUCACAAGCAGACUACUGCAGCAGUCUGCAGAGAAGCUCAACCCAGAGGCAGAAUCGCUGAUUGAACUGCUCUACCUCAACCUGCAGAGGGAGAGUCAGCUGGCUGCUGCCUGUUUCCUGCCAUCUUACUGUUGGCUGACUUGUGCCACCCUCCACUUCCUCCACUUUACCGACACCCAAGCUCCCAUCCGUACCCUCACUGGCAUCUACACUAGCUUUCUUCGACUUAACUUUGGUGGAGAGGUGCUAGAAGCUGCCUCCAGUAGCACGAGCGAUCAGCAGACCUCUCUGAUGCUGUACGUGGUGCGGACAGUUGGCAAGCUGGCUUUUGAUGGUGUCAAAAACAAACGGACACGCUUCUCUGAGGAGGAGCUGGAACAGUGGGUUGGUGGUAAAACCAAAACAGAUGAGGAGCUGCAGCAGCUGGCCGUAUUCCGUACUGAUGUGCUGGCAUUCUUCUUGGUGCCCUGUGUGGAGAGCAUCAAGCCUCAGGAAGCCGGUGAAGAAGUUGAGCGUCGCUAUGUGUUUGCUGUGCCUGCCAUGCAAGAAUACCUUGCUGCUCUCUACGUGGUGCUGGGUGAAAAUAAGACCCUCGUGGAGAAGCUGAGCCGGGAAGUUUCCCAGGCAGUGGGGCAGGCUGGGGAGGACCUGACCAGCCUGGUGACCAUCCUCUCCAAGUUCAUUCCCAUUAGAAUUUUUGCCAUUUUCAAUCUUCUCCGGCUAGUGCCUAGUCUCUUUGAGCGCAUCAUCAACCUUACAAAGGGCCGCAUUGCUCGCACCAUGGCAGCUGAGAUGUUCCGCUCAGAGGACAGCUUUAAUGAGGACGUGCUGGACCAGGUGGAGCAGAGCCUGCUGGGUGUGCAGGGCCCUGCCCCCCAGCAGCAGUCAGACCAAAAGCCCUUUGAGCUUUACCCCAUCUUUAUGGGUGGCCUGCUGCACUAUGGCAACCGGGCACUUUUGGAGCAGCUGGGCUGCCGAAUCACCAGCACAGUUGUGUCGCAGAUCACGCAUGCCCUCAGCCGCUACCUGGUACGAGAGAGUCGCAAGGCGCAGCCUCCAGCUGAGUUAAUGGAUCUUCUCGUUUUUCUAUAUGAGUUCCAGAACCCUCGUCUCACUGCUCAGGUGCUGGGCUCCCUCAGAGUCAUUAACUUAUCCACCGUACGCAUGACGCCCCUCAAGUGCUUUGUCCUGAGCUCGGUGCUCAGCUGCACCCCUCCCAGGCACCUGCUGAAUGAGCUCAACCUAUCUUCAUGCCAUCUUACCCAGGAGCUGUUGGAGAUGUUGAGACCAGCCUUCCUUCGCACCCGAAGGUUGAAUCUCCAGUUUAACAGCCUGGGUCCUGGAUCCUGCAAUAUCCUGAAAGAUAUCCUGCUUGAUCCAAGCUGUGCAAUUAAAUCCUUGCAGUUAUGUGACAAUGAGUUGCUGGAGUCAGGUGCAAAGAGCCUGCUGGAAGCCUUGCCAGAGAACCGCUCGUUGCGUCGGCUGGACCUCAUGCAUACAGGCCUGGGCGACAGCGGCGCCAUUCAACUGGCUGAGAAGCUGAGCUCCCACUCAGGACUGGAGGAGCUCAACGUGGCCUACAACCAGAUUGGAGACACUGCUGCCCUGCAGUUGGUGGAGGCCUGUAGGGAGCACCCUAGCAUACACACUGUGCACCUGUACCUCAACCAGCUGAGUGAGGUGGGGAAGCAGUCUUUGUACAUCAACAGCAGCACAUCUGGCUCCUCUCACAAAGUAAAGGUUCUGGCCUCGGUGACGGAGGGUGCGGACUUGUCCAAAGACUGGCACCCAAUCUUGAGUGUGAUCCGCGAGAAUGCCACUUCCUGGGAGCGAGCCAGAGUGUGUGAGCAGCUGCGGAUCUUCCUCCGAGAACUUGAAUUGGGCCGGCGGCAGCAGUACAACAUCCUGAAGAAGCUGCACUUCCUGCGGGUAGAGAGGGGCGUGAGGGCAUGCCUACGCAUGUUGGAGAGUGGCUCCCCUAAAAGCUGAGGCUGGACAACAAGCAUAAAAGUAGUGAGGAGCAACAUACUGUUACUGUCCAGGAAGUCCCUCUUUAACUCUUUCAUUUUCUUAAAUAUGUUAAUAUUAACCCCUCAUAUAAAAUCACACACAC
Scleropages formosus (Asian bonytongue) is the source of this 3459-nucleotide messenger RNA. It is a transcript of the gene nlrx1, whose product is annotated as NLR family member X1. The transcript is spliced from 9 exons. The record is from RefSeq and is a predicted model, not a curated record. Gene Ontology annotation, molecular function: protein binding. Lineage: Eukaryota; Metazoa; Chordata; Actinopteri; Osteoglossiformes; Osteoglossidae. Bases 336 to 3335 code for a protein of 999 amino acids.